GCCGCCGAUCAAUCGCCGUUCGGUCGCUGUUGGUGGAUUGUUAGGCGUUAUUGUUGCCGAGUUCUUGAUUAUACAUUUGAGUAAUACGUCGCAGUUCCUCGGUGGCCGCUACUGGAAGGAAUUGAUUCCUGUUAGCUUUGCUUUUAUCUGAGCGAAACCAGCCCAAUUAUGACGAUUCUCACGAAAGCCAUUGGAGGGGAAAAAACGGUAACGGCGGCUUCGGAUAAAAUGGAGCAGCCAUUGGUUGUCGAGGAAAAUCCAAAGGACGAGUCUAAGAUUGAUUUGGAGUCUCAAACUACAAAGAGGAAAUGCAUUGGGCACUACCUAAUUUUGGAAAAUCGAGUUCUUCGACCAAAUGCCAUGACGGCUCUUUGUUUGGCAGCAAUGCUUGUAGUCAGCAUUGGUAUGAUAAGCGGGGUAUUUAUCUACAGGCAAUAUGGACGAGCGCAGAUGCAUAGAUUACGUACUGGCUGGUAUAGCAUUCCAUACGACAACUCGAUCAAGUUGCCUUAUGCUCAUAAUCAAAUACCUCUGACACUUUUGACUCAUCAUGAUGAGUACCCUGAAAUGCCUAAUCUGGAUGACAUUUUAAAAGAACAACAUGAAGUCAUGCAAGCAGCUAAUAGUUUCCGUUCUAUAGAAUAUCCAGUUAAAGGUUUCUUUAAAGAGCGCUUUGAAAUUGAUCUUGAAAAUGGGGAUUAUGAAAAGAUUGAUGUUCCUGACUUCCGUGGAGGAAGACAAGGCCGUUUCAUUCAUGAUUUCUAUAAUAAUAAAACUGGUAUCAUUGAUAUAGACAGACGUUGUUGCUUUGUUAUGCCAUUGAAUCGCCAACGUGUAUUACCACCAAUUAAUAUGUUUGAUCUUCUAAAUAAAAUGUACCAUGGCUAUUACGACGUAAAUACUGAAGUUGUGCAAGAAACUAUGAGAGUCGUAACACCUCCAAUUACUGAUAUGUCUAGUGUUGGACCUUAUAUUUCCCAAGAAUGCCAAGAUUUACCAACGUACAUGUUGGAGAAAGUAAACAAUAGUAAUGUAUUUAAACGUAGCGCAUCAGGUGGUAUGUUUGGUCAGUUUGCUGGGAGGAAUAUCUUGGAACUUAAUAUUUUAAAUUUAGAAGAUGUACUCCCGUCCGAUGGUCAAAAGUUAGAGGGGAAGAAGUAAUUUUUCGUUUUUCCAUUACUUUACAUAUCAAUUUAGAAUAACUGAGAAUAUAGGUACAUGUUUUCUCUUAAGGCUAUGGCGAAAUUAAUACACCUUAUAUUUAUGUCAUACUAAUACCAGAGAAAAUUCUGUCAACUGUUAAAUUCCAUGUUGGCAAAUUCAUUUUGUGUAGAAUUGCCGCCCGGUAUGAGAUCGAACGGAUGAAUUGCCAACAGAGUAUUACACUUGAGUGUCCAACUGCAGUUGAUUGGACCAGUUAACAAUACAACCUUAAAAACAUUAAAUUAAAAAUCAGCAGUGUUUUGUUGUCUUUCAGCUGCGAGUGGUAGGUUUAGUUUGCCAUAGCCUUAAAAGUCCUUAGAUAUUUUAGCACCCAUAUGAUUCAUAUUAUCAGGAUGUUUAUAAGUUAAUUAUCUUCUCUAUUUUCCUUGCCAAGAAUUUAUACAAGUACACUUUUUAUUAUACACUUGUUAUUUUAAGUUCCUUUAAUCAAGGCCAAGUAAUGGAUAAACUAAACCACAAAAGAGAGGGUUAUGAUAAGAGAGAGGAUAUUUACUCUUUGUGCUAAGAUUUAAAGUAUGGCCUAAUCGAAACAGUGUUUCAAUGUGAUUACUUCUAUGUAAAAGAUGCUAAUUCUUAUGUUGAUCAUAAAUAAUCGCUUUUUUGAGAAAGGGAACAAAGUCAGAAAUCUUUAAUACCUUAAUCACGUCAUUCUGAAAAAAAAGAAACUUUCGUCCCUUCAAUAUUCCGUCAAUUAUAUGACAAAUGUUAUUAAAGUUUCAAUUUACGACAUACGUAUUUGUUACAUAUGCCUAUUUCAUCACUAAAAACAUGUUUAGUGCACACGUACAUAAAGAUUUGGUAUGAACAGUACAACUAUUCGUGGUUGAAUUGAAAAGAGGUGUAUCGAGUCGCACAUUCCAAUCAGUUGCAGUGACAAGAUAAAUAGUAACAAUUCAUGAUAUUUGUGUAUUUUGAAGUUGAUGAUAUUUAAAGGGUUUUUUCCAUUUUACUUGCAAUUAUUAACUCCUCACAUCAUUAAACGUAGUAUAAAUGGAACGUGUUUCUUCAGAACAAAUUUGCUCGUUUCUGGUGUUCCUCCUUAUAUUAACACUUAGUAAAUAUUACAUUGUUUUUCAAAAUAGUAAAGAAGUACUCCCUAAUCCUGUUUUGUUUAAAACACAUUUACAAAUAUUAGUUCCUGUUGCAUGCAUUUUUGUAUUUACUAUUAUUAUUUUGAAUUAAAAUUUUUCUUUUCAUCCGUCAUUUUAAUUUUGACAGAUGAUCUGUUGAGAAUACAAAACAAAAAUAAGUGUAUUGUGUGUACAAUUUUGUUUUAAAUACAGAACAAUUGAAAAAUAAAUUAAAUCGACCCAAUUUUAUAAAUAUAAACAACUUGAUGAUCAAUAUGGUAGAGCAGUCUAAAACAAUGACUGGGGCAACGUAAUAUCUUCCAAUUAAACCAAAGCCACAAUUCUUUCGUUGUUAGAAGUUGUUAUUCGAUAUUUAGUUCGUAAGUACAUAUAUGAAAAUUGUAAAUUCCUAUAAUAAAUAAAAGAAAUAUA
Messenger RNA from Orussus abietinus, 2726 nucleotides. RefSeq lists its product as uncharacterized. Gene Ontology annotation, biological process: negative regulation of amyloid precursor protein biosynthetic process. Gene Ontology annotation, cellular component: plasma membrane; extracellular exosome; Golgi apparatus. Gene Ontology annotation, molecular function: amyloid-beta binding. Lineage: Eukaryota; Metazoa; Arthropoda; Insecta; Hymenoptera; Orussidae. The record is from RefSeq and is a predicted model, not a curated record. The transcript is spliced from 5 exons. Bases 169 to 1161 code for a protein of 330 amino acids.